AUUGCUUUGAUGGAAACGCCUCCCAGAAAAAAGAAACAAGAGAGGCGUUAGUGUAUAGAGAGGAGCGUGGGGAAUGGCUUUUCUGCUCUAGUUCCCAGUCCCCGAUUUUGUGGCAGUGAGUGUUUUAGGUGAUUUAACCCUCCUAGUCCCUUUUUGAAGAGCUUGAGCAUGAAGUGAAAGAAGAUGAUAUUUUUUGACCACAUAUCAGAUAAAGCCAACAAGACCACCCUAGAGAAUUUCUGUAGACAAUAAUAAAGCAAAGUUUGAAGAGGGAAAAAAAAUGCCCCUCUGGAGGAGUAGACUAGUUCGUCCUCUCUUCUUCUUUUUCACCCCCUUUUUCACAUGUGUUUACUCAGAUGUAGUGUCCUUUGAAGAGUGCUUGUCAUUGCAGUCAUUUUGAGAGCCUUCGAGGUUUUUUCUUUCUCCCUUGUCAUUCUAGUUCUGUUCUUUGUUGGUUUGUUCCGGUGAAAGAAGAGAGAGAGAGGGUUUCAAAAAUGCCGAUGUUUCAGCCUUCCAAGAGGGACAUGGUAGGUGGGUACGAGGGUGGAGGGGACGGGCAGAUUCUAGAUCUGGACACUGCCGUGAAGGACGGUGUGUUGGGGGGAGGCGUUGGCGUUGGCGUUGGCGUUGGCGUUGUGGGAGGCAUGGCAUGCGAGAAAUUGGAUCUGGGGAAGAUGAUUGAGGAGCUGGACUUGUCGGAGGUACCAAGCGUGUUCAUAUGCCCAAUCUCUCUGGAAGCAAUGCAAGACCCCGUGACACUCUGCACCGGACAAACUUACGAGCGGUCCAACAUCCUCAAAUGGUUCAACCUGGGUCACUUGACCUGCCCCACUACGAUGCAGGAGCUUUGGGAUGAUUCCGUUACCCCCAACACCACCCUCUACCGCCUCAUAUACACGUGGUUCUCUCAGAAGUACCUUCUCAUGAAGAAGAGGUCGGAGGAUGUUCAGGGUAGGGCUUCCGAGCUUCUUGACACGCUCAAGAAGGUCAAGGGUCAGGCUCGAGUCAUGGCUCUCAAGGAGCUUCACCAGGUUGUUGCUGCUCACGCCACUGCCCGCAAGACGCUUCUCGAUGAAGGUGGUGUCUCUUUAAUGUCUUCUUUGCUUGGACCUUUUACUUCCCAUGCUGUUGGCUCUGAGGUUAUUGGUAUUCUUGUUUGCUUGACUCUUGAUUCCGAUUCCAAGAAGAAUCUUAUGCAGCCUGCCAAGGUUUCUUUGAUGGUGGAUAUCCUCAACGAGGGCUCUAUCGAGACCAAGAUUAAUUGUACUAGGUUGAUUGAGUCUUUGAUUGACGAUAAGGAUCUUAGGUCCGAGCUUAUCUCCAGCCAUAGCUUGUUGGUUGGCUUGAUGAGGCUUGUAAAGGAUAAGAGGCACACCAAUGGAAUCUGCCCUGGCUUGAGCCUUUUAAGAGCAAUUUGCUCCCACAAAGACAUUCGGCAUUUGCUUGUAAGCAUCGGUGCUGUUUCGCAAUUGGUCGAAUUGUUGUCUGCUUUGGAGCCUGAUUGUUUGGAAUUGGCACUUUCUAUUUUGGAUUCCUUGGCAUCUAUACCCGAAGGCAGGCUCGCUUUGAAGAAUUGUUCUAAUACCAUACCAAUCAUGGUCAAAUUGUUGAUGAGGAUCUCGGAGAAUUGCACGCAGUAUGCGUUGUCCAUCUUGUGGUCUGUCUGCAAGCUUGCACCGGAGGAGUGCUCGUCCGUUGCCGUGGACGCAGGGCUUGCUGCCAAACUCCUCCUUGUGAUUCAGAGUGGUUGCAAUCCUCUAUUGAAACAACAGUCUGCUGAGCUUUUGAAGCUGUGCAGUUUGAAUUAUUCGGAUACAAUCUUUAUUUCCAAGUGCAAGCUUACAAGAACCAUCCUAUAAUUGAGGACUUGGCUGGCUUUGUAAAUUCAUGGGGUGGCAAAGACAAAGUGAAGAAAGAUCAGCAGCUUGUGUUCAGAGAAAGCAAAGUCUCUAAUAAACCCCAACACAUGGACCAUGGGUUUGAGGUGCGAGUCUCUCCUGUAUAUACCCGUUAGUAUUUUGAUUCCAACAAUUUAUUUGAUGAAUGAAAGAGAAUGAAUCAUAAUGUGGACAUUGGCAAAACCCUUGCUUGGGUUGGUGAGUGAUUAAGUUUGCUUGCACUGCGGGUUUGUUUUUGGCCAGUGUUUAUUCCAAUAAAAGCCCCAAUCAAGAAGAGACUGGGAAAUUCUGAUCA
Molecule: messenger RNA, 2193 nt
Organism: Arachis duranensis
Lineage: Eukaryota; Viridiplantae; Streptophyta; Magnoliopsida; Fabales; Fabaceae
Product: U-box domain-containing protein 30
Exons: 2
Coding region: 495-1859 (454 amino acids)
Biological process (GO): protein ubiquitination
Molecular function (GO): ubiquitin protein ligase activity
Source: RefSeq, a predicted model, not a curated record